Molecule: messenger RNA, 162 nt
Organism: Dentiscutata heterogama
Lineage: Eukaryota; Fungi; Glomeromycota; Glomeromycetes; Diversisporales; Gigasporaceae
Source: the annotation of a GenBank genome assembly
GUCGCCUAGUCAUGGAUGAGUUGUUAGGAGUACUUUUUAGAACUAAACAACCAGAGGGAACUAUAGGCAUUGUGGUAGGCCCCUCUGUUAGUAGUUUUGAACGUAGAGCCUUUGAGGUGGCAAUAAAAGUUAAAAUAUCUAUGUAUCCCAUCAUUAUAGCUA